Messenger RNA from Tribolium castaneum (red flour beetle), 368 nucleotides. It is a transcript of the gene Cox7c, whose product is annotated as cytochrome c oxidase subunit VIIc. Gene Ontology annotation, biological process: mitochondrial electron transport, cytochrome c to oxygen. The record is from RefSeq and is marked validated. NCBI's taxonomy places the organism in Eukaryota, Metazoa, Arthropoda, Insecta, Coleoptera, Tenebrionidae.
UGCGCCCCCGCUAACAUCUGUCAUUUGGUCAACUUCGUAGAAAUUUUUCGUGAAAUUUUGUAUUUUCUCCUCAAAAAGCAACAUGUUGCACCGCAGCUCGUUGUUUGCAAGAAAAGCAAUUAGCAAUUUCGUCAGAAAUCAUGGACAUGGAGGUGUUCCCGGAGAGAAUUUGCCCUUUGACAUCAGCAAUAGGUAUAAGUUGACAGCCCUCUUCAUUGCAUUCUUUGGGUCUGGAUUUGGGGCUCCUUUCCUCAUCUUGAGACACCAACUUCUCAAGAAGUAAACUAGUUAUGGGCUGUAGUCAUGAUAGGUACAAUUUUUAUUUGUAAGUACUAAAAGCGGAUUAAAUAAAGAAGUUAUAAAUCGUA